Molecule: messenger RNA, 291 nt
Organism: Protopolystoma xenopodis
Lineage: Eukaryota; Metazoa; Platyhelminthes; Monogenea; Polystomatidea; Polystomatidae
Source: the annotation of a GenBank genome assembly
AUGCUGCCUAAGGCGGCCUCGUCAAGGUCAAGGAUGCUGGUCGUGAAACCGCGCAAGUGUCACUUUGUCCGUGAGGGUAAGUUGGCAGCUUUAGUCGGGCUUCACAGCUCUCCAAAUUCGCGACCGGAAGUGCGCUCAACUCUUCAUUUUGAGAGACAACAACUGUUGUUCUGCCCGUCUGACGCGGCACGUAGUUCGAGUCUUCCAGUCGGGUUGACUCGUUGGGGCACAGAACGUUUCGUCAAUGCAGCUCACAAUUCCACCAUUUCCCACUGCGUCAGUCGCCCUUGA